GAGGAGAGGAGGGGCGGAGAGUAGAGGUGCCGGUUGUAGCCAUUGCUGGGUGGGACAGACAGGAGCCACCUGUUAGGAGCUUGUCAGACACCAAGAGGGUCCUGGGGUGUCAGAGCAGGGUCCUUGCACUCCCUGGGUCAAGGCUGCAAGCUCAACCCCACAAUUUCCUAACCCUCCCCCUGCCACGUGCACACUCGCCACACUCAGCUUCACGACCUUCUUUCUGCUGCUUGAGUUUGUCCAUCAGGUUCCAGCCUCAGGGCCUUUGCACUUGCUGUGUCUUCUGCCUGAAACACUUGGACGGACGGACUCUUUCUCAGCCUCAGGCUUCAGCUCAAACGCCACCUCUUCAGAGAAGCUUCCCAGUGUGCUCCUCCUGCUCCCUCCCAACUCCUCCAGCUCAUCCCUCUUUUAUUUGCCCCAAAUGUAUUGAGCACCUGCUGUGGGCUGGGCCCUGCUUGGGCACGCGGGAUGGAACAGUGGACAGAGCAGACGGCCUGCCUGCCCACGGGGAGCUGUUAUUCUGAGAACGGAGACCACACAAUGCACAUGCGGCACGAUGUGCUGUGACGAGGGUCGGCAGGGAAUGAUCGAGCACAGCUGGGGGAGUCAGGAGGCCAGAGGGAAUGGUUUCCGUGUUGGGGCUGGUUAAGGAAGGUGUCUCUUGGGAAGCGAUGCCAGGCAAAGAUUGGAAGGAGGUAAGGGAGGGGCCUAUGUGAGUACCUGUGGAAAGAGAGUUCCAGGCAGAGGGCACGGCAAGUGCAAAGGCCCUGAGGCAGGGAGGUGGCAGUGUAAUCAGGGAGCAGCCAGGAGGCUGGAGUGGUGAUGGGCGGGGUGGGCCAGGUGAGGCGCUGAGGCUAGGGAGGGAACAGGGCUGGCAGAUCCAGCCGGGAACGGGCAGGAUUCGGCCUUUGCUCUAGUGAGGAACAGCCCCUUGGUGCCGGGCCGAGGGCUCCAGCGGAGGUGAGACACGGUCAGAUUCCACGUAGGUCCGGAGGAGGAUUGACCUGUCACAGCCAGGGAUUGGGUUGAGGGCUAUGGCAGAGGGAGGCGCCAGGAUAAUGUUCAGUUUGGGAUCGGUGCCCCCCAAACCUUCCAGGCAGACAGGCAGGUCCUCCCGCCUCCCCUGCCCCGAGAUGAGACCCAGGGGCGGUUGGGCUCCCAGGGACAGGCCCAGGUCUGCGCGGGGCAGGGGCAGCUUCUGGCUGGUCAGCCCCCCCCAUGCAGGGUUUCUUGCAGGGAGGGGUCCCUAAGUCUUCCUUCCUUCUCUUCCUCCCUCUUUUUUGUAAUCAUCCGUCUAGCCAGGGUCUCGGUCAAGCCCGUGAGCUGGCCAGUGGGAAGAGAGAUGCUCUGUCACCAUCGGGCCAUGGGAAAGGUGAGAGGAAGCCACUGGUGAGGGGAGAAGCAGCCUGUGGCCAGCCAGCACCGCCGCCUGCCAUGUGCACACGCAGACCCAGUGUGUCAUCCCCCAGCCACGGUCCCCCCUGCACAGCCGGGCCGUGGGAUCCUGGCCGGAGCCAUGGCCGGUGACUCAGCAGGAAUCACCCCAGACAGGAGCACAGCCCGGGUGCCCAGACCAGAAACCGCCCCUGACCUGUCCAGCUGGGCAGGAACAGGGACAGAGUGGGCGAGGGUAGCUGGGCCAGUCUGCUGGGGGAGGGGAAGCCCCCAGCCCAGAUGCAGCUCUCAGCCACCUGCCCGAGGUGCCCGCUGGGGCUCAGAUCACAGUGUCAGGGUGGGGUGCUUGGUGUUCUGUCAGUUCUGCCGACGCCUGGAGUGUCUGUCUGGUUUUGCUGGGUUGUCAUGGUGUAGCAUGUCUAUUCCACUGUAUUCUUUCUGUCGUGUGUUCUGGUCUGUUCUAGAGCCUUCUAUUCCUUUCUAUGCUAUUGGGUUGAUUUAUUCAACAGAUACUUAUUAACCACUUACUAUGUGCCAGGCAGUGUUCUAGAUGCUGGACUUACAACUUUGGGUAAAACAAGACCCCUGCCCCAGGGAGCUCAUGGGAGACUAGCAACACGCCUUGUCGGGCCGCAGGAGAGCUGGGAACAGCAGCACGAAGUCACAGGAUAAAGCCAGAGGGGCAGCCGGAUGCAGCGGUGGGGUCAGGGACGGCCUCAUGGACAAAACCAUGGCGUUGGGCAGAGAAGGAGGUGAGGGAGGGAGGCGGACAUCAAGGGCCCGAGAAGAGCAUCCUGGGCAGCGGGAAAAGCAGGGACAGAGACCAUGGGGAAUGUGCCGUGGGUUCAAGGCAUGGCCAGGAGCUGCAGCAGAUCGCCGAGGGGGGGCAGGGGAAGGAGCGGAGGGGCGCGCGUGUCUUCUGUGCAUUUGAGCAAAGGGAGGAUUUCCAGGACAUUUUUCCUUCCCCACCAGGUUAGCAGCAAACCCGACCACCUGAGACAUGUCUCGGCGGCUGGCCGGGGCCUUUGCCGUCUGAGGCCGGGUCCUGCCAACCUGUCCUCCUGCUGCCUUCCUGAGCCGGUCACUGUAACAGGGCCUGGGGCUGGUUCAUUCCUUCCUUCAUUCAUUCUUGCAUUCAUUCAUUCCAUCGGCACUGACUGAGCCAGAUCCGUGAGGAAUGAGACAGACACUGUCCCUGCCCACGGGAGCUCAGAAGUCCAGCCAGGGAAGCCCAGAGGACCCCGGGUGGAAGAACAGAAACACCUCCACAGCAGUAUCCAGUAUCGAUAACAAGGAUGCUAAGGGCCCUCUGCUGAGGCUUUACAGGAAUCAGUUCAUCCACGCUCACAGUUGGGGAGCGAGAGGUACCAGAAAGGUCUCCCCGGAGCAGGAGGGGUCGAUGACCCCACAGUGGGCAGGAGUGGCAGCUCCCACCCUGUACGGGCCUGUGUCUUUUUGCAGCCCUGGGGGUGGCUCAGCCCAGUGUUCAGAUGCGGGAACAGAGGCCCGUCUCGUCCCGUCCUGCGCGGUGAGCGCCCUCCCUGCCCCCGCCCCCAGCCCGAGUGGUCCUCCCGUCUCUGCAGACACGCUGGGCCUCUCCCAGCUCCAGGCCUCUGCGGGCACAGGUCCCGCUGCCUGGGACACGCUGCCUGGGACACGCUCUCUCCCCUUCCCAGGGCGGCUUCUCCUCCUCCAGGUCUCAGCUGAGACGUCACGCCCUCAGAGAGCCCCCAGCAGCCUGACCCACCCGAACGCCCUUGUCGUGUGUGACGGGAUCUUGCUCGCUGCCUCCUCUGCUGGUUUGUCCUGUCCCCCCAGAAGGUCAGCUCCCCGAGGGGCAGGCCCGCCCGCCCCAUUCGUGCUGUGCCCCCAGACCGAGCACGGUGCCCGGCAAGUCCCUGUCCGCUGGGCGAAUGCUCUGGAUGCACCUGGGCGUGGCCAAAUGCCCGCCUUUGCCGAAGGCUGCAGUGACCUCACUGCCCAAGGAGAGGUCCUGAAACAGCGGGUGCCUAAUAGGUAUCCGUGGAGGCACCCACGAGGCACGCACGCGUCCCCCCAGCUCCCGAGGCAGGGCCACUGUUCCUUCCACUUUAUGACGGAUGGAAGUGAAACUGAGCACGACCUUAGCUGGGAAGUGGACAAUCGGGGCCUGGUGACAACAGUGACAACGGUAGCUGAGGGGUAUUGAACACCUGCUGGGUGCUGGGCGUUGGAAUAGCAGCAAAAGAAAAAACUGGGCACAUAGUUAACACGUCCCAGGAAAUAACCCCGGGGACCCUCAGUGGGACUCUCUAUGGAGGGACUGUUACCACCCCCAUUGUACAGAGGAGCAAACAGAGGCCUGCGGUAACCCAGGCUUCAGCCCGGGUUGCGGCUCUGCCUCUUCUGCAGAUUGGAAGACCGAGGUGCAGACAGGCACCUGGCGUGGUCCUGAG
This is a messenger RNA of Microcebus murinus (gray mouse lemur), 3833 nucleotides long. The record is from RefSeq and is a predicted model, not a curated record. Lineage: Eukaryota; Metazoa; Chordata; Mammalia; Primates; Cheirogaleidae.